UGCGGCAAUCGCUUUCAGCACCACGUGACGGGGUCUGACGUCGACGAUCACGUGACCUCAGCCGGACGCAAAGAGAAGGCAAAAUGUCGCCGAAAGGCUCUGCGAGGAUGGAGGAACUGUCAUCCGUCGUGUUUGUCCUAUUUUUCCUCUGCGCGUCAGGUGUCCGCGGGGACGGUUUGACGGUGCUGCAGGCUCCGGACUUCGUGUCCUUCCAGAAAGGAGAGUGGCCCGUCUCUGGCGAGAAAAUCCCCGACCUGGUGGCCCUGACCAUGGGCUUCUCUGUUCAGGAGGAUCUGUCUUGGCCGGGCCUGCAGGCCGGCCCCCUCUUCCGGCGUCCCCGCGCCAACGUCCUGGUGGUGGUCCGAGGGGCCGACGGCCUCGCCUUGCCUCAGAGUGUGGCCUCCUACCCCUUGGAGAACCCGGUGCCGUUCACGCUCGAUAGCGUCGCGGAGACGGUGCACUCCCUGUUCGCGGAGGACACGCCUGUGGUGCUGCAGCUCGCGCCGAGUGAAGAGAGGCUGUACAUGCUGGGCAAAGCCAACGCCGUGUUCGAGGACCUGCCGGUGACCCUGCAGCAGAUCCGAGGCCGCCUGUUCCAAGAUGGCUCCGUGCUGGCCACCCUGCCCCCGAACUCCCUGAGCAGGAACGCGGAGGCCGACCUGCUGUUCCUGUCCGAGAUGCAAGUCCUGCAUGACAUCACGGCUCUGCUGCAGAGGCACAGGCAUCUGGCCAAGGACCACUCCCCGGACCUGUACUCCCUGGAGCUGUCGGGUCUCGAGGAGCUGACCCGCGUCUACGGACAAGACUCUCCGCAGUACCGCGACGCCGUCGCCAUUCUGUCCUCCACCCUGCAGAAGUUUGGAGAGGAUGUUUACGGUCUCUAUGGCAACAGCGCCGUGGUGGAGGUCGUGACCGUGAAGAACUUUGAGGCUCCUCUCACCAGGAAAUCUCGUUCCAUUUUGGAAUCCAAACAGAUUAGCAACCCGGGCAGCCCGUACAACCUCGCCUACAAGUACAACUUCCACUACGCUGUGGUCUUCAACAUCGUGCUGUGGCUGAUGAUCGCGCUGGCGCUGGCCGUGAUCGCCGUGGCCUACAGCCUGUGGAACAUGGACCCGGGCUACGACAGCAUCAUCUACAGGAUGACCAACCAGAAGAUCAGGAUGGACUGAGGAGCCGAUCCGCAGGAACGUCGUCCGUCCUCGCAUCCCGCUCGCGAUUGUUUUGUGCUUUGUGUUCGCGUGGCAUCGAGUGAACAGUUAAGUCGGCAAUUGGUUUACGACGCCGCUGCGGUUGUUCAAAAAUGAAUUUGAACUAAACAACACAUUCCUUAUGUUUCUCAAUGUUGUUGUCAUGUGUGUGAAUUUGUCAUGAAAACGUUCUAAGUUUAAUGGAAUAUGUGUAUUUAUUGAAAAUGCAAAUGUAAAACAAACUGCUGAACUAGAGAAAUCAUUUUUUUUUGGUGAUGAUACGUGUUUAUUGCUGGAAAUAACUUGACCAUUCGUUGUAAACAUUGGGCAAGAAUAAUGAUGUGAACUGUAAGAUUGGAAGAUAAAUAAAAGAUCACAAAUGUU
Messenger RNA from Syngnathoides biaculeatus (alligator pipefish), 1574 nucleotides. It is a transcript of the gene atp6ap2, whose product is annotated as ATPase H+ transporting accessory protein 2. Gene Ontology annotation, biological process: positive regulation of Wnt signaling pathway. The transcript has 9 exons. Gene Ontology annotation, molecular function: signaling receptor activity. Gene Ontology annotation, cellular component: membrane; external side of plasma membrane. The record is from RefSeq and is a predicted model, not a curated record. NCBI's taxonomy places the organism in Eukaryota, Metazoa, Chordata, Actinopteri, Syngnathiformes, Syngnathidae. The coding region runs from base 84 to 1172 and encodes 362 amino acids.